Cucurbita pepo subsp. pepo (vegetable marrow) is the source of this 887-nucleotide messenger RNA. The record is from RefSeq and is a predicted model, not a curated record. NCBI's taxonomy places the organism in Eukaryota, Viridiplantae, Streptophyta, Magnoliopsida, Cucurbitales, Cucurbitaceae.
UCCCAUUCCCUUCCCUGGACCUUCUACGAAGAACAUCCAACGUCGACCACGGGAAUUUGACUCCCUCUCCCGCCGUGGUCAAUACGACGUUGAUCUCAUUCAUCUCAAAUUGUGCUUUACAGGUUGUUGAUGGCUUCUUCUGAUUUAUGGUUAAGGGAAUAUAAUGAAGCCUCUAAGCUUGGGGAUGAUAUCAAUGGCAUGAUUUCUGAAAGAAGUUCCGUUCCUGCAACUGGACCAGAAGCUCAACGUCAUGCCUUCGCGAUUCGGAGGAAAAUCACGAUUUUGGGGACUAAAGUUGAUGGCUUAGAGUCCCUUUUGUUGAAGCUUCCUGUAAAGCAGCCCCUGUCCGAAAAGGAGAUAAAUCGACGAAAGGACAUGCUUGCUCAGAUGAGAUCAAAAGUAAACCAGAUGGCCUCAACGUUGAACAUGUCAAACUUCGCUAACCGCAACAGUUUGCUUGGCCCGGAUAUGAAAUCAGCGGAUGUAAUGAGCAAAACAGCUGAACUAGACAACCAAGGACUUGUUGGUUUUCAAAGACAAAUCAUGAAGGAGCAAGAUGAAGGUCUUGAAAAGUUGGAGGAGACUAUAAGAAGUACAAAACAUAUUGCUUUGGCAGUUAAUGAAGAACUCGAUCUUCAUACUCGCCUAAUUGAUGACUUAGACCAGCAUGUCGAUGUUACAGACUCUCGAUUAGCGAGAUUGGGAAUAUUGAACAAGCGAGCAAAGGGGAGCUGCUCUUGCUUGGGAAUGCUUCUGUCUGUGGUAGGUAUUGUGGGUUUAAUUGCUGUCAUAUGGCUACUCAUUCGAUACUUGUAAACACAACAUAACCAUAUGGGUAUAGAUUCUUCACUUUAUGAUUAAUAUCAUCAUCCAUAAUUGUCCAGUAA